Carassius gibelio (silver crucian carp) is the source of this 2026-nucleotide messenger RNA. Its product is annotated as ras-related protein Rab-35. The record is from RefSeq and is a predicted model, not a curated record. Lineage: Eukaryota; Metazoa; Chordata; Actinopteri; Cypriniformes; Cyprinidae. Gene Ontology annotation, molecular function: GTPase activity; GTP binding. The coding region runs from base 1017 to 1646 and encodes 209 amino acids. The transcript is spliced from 7 exons. Gene Ontology annotation, cellular component: plasma membrane; endosome membrane. Gene Ontology annotation, biological process: endocytic recycling.
CAGGAUGAGGAUGAGAGAGUGACUCAACAUUCAGGUGUGUCGGCCUCAGAUGGGCGGACCUGAUCUCCUCGGCCGCUGGUACACUCACUGUCCGAGCUUGCCCAAACACUGGACUCCCGGUACUGCCUCAGGACUAAACCGACACUGACCGACCACCCUAACGGGAACUAAAGCCAAGUCUUACGUAAUUUUCCCCAGCGUGCUCGGUAUAUGUUGUUUAAAGUGUUUCGGCGAACUCUUCUGUAGAUCCGAGUUUGUUCGCAUUAUCUUAGAGCAUCUGUGGCUAGUAAAGUAGCUAGCCUAGCUGCGUUUCAAAACAGCUGAAUAAAUUACAACGGAGGAGUUGUCGAGUUGAGUAAUGGACACAAGUUUGAUCAAGCGACUCGGAGAGACGGAACUUAAGAAGCAGAUCAAGGCAACUUGAGAUUUGUAUUAGGGGACCGACAGGGACUUUUCUCACUUCCGGCUUGAAGCUGCAUUCCUACAGUGUUUUGGAGUAGCAGUGAUCUUUCAAAGUGUGGGAAGCUACCAGUCCCUGCAUGCAUCGGUUAAACAGGCAAAAUGGAGUUGUUGUGACUAAGAUGCCAUCUAUAUAUCUGGGAAAUCAAGAUUUGGAGACGAAACAACUUGGAUCUCAAACAAACUGCUCUGUUUUCCGGAUGACUUGGUUCCUCUACUCUGCAUUACAAGCAUCGUCAGCAAUUAAAGAACCGUUCACGUUUUAAUCGGAGUCAUUUGAUACUUAACCACAACAAUGUGGUCAUGUGUUUGCACCUGAGGGCGAGGCGGCAAAGAGUAAAUUUCACAUAGAUUUUAACCGUAGAUCCCUAAUGUUGACAAAAGCAAUGGAAAUAUCACUGGGAAUUUAAAGUGUUUAAGAUAAGCUAAUAAUAUUGCACUGUGAGUGCAAACUUGUUACAGACAAUGCAAAAUCAUUUUUUUAAGACACAGGAAAAUUGACAGAGGACUUGAAAGCUGUUAAACUUGUUUCAUGAGGACACAUUUUGUACAGAAGAAUGGCGGGAAAAGACUACCAUCAUCUCUUCAAGUUGCUCAUCAUUGGUGACUCCAAUGUUGGGAAAAGCAGCUUGCUCCUACGAUUCGCAGACAACUCAUUCUCUGGAAGUUACAUAACUACUAUUGGAGUUGACUUCAAGAUCCGCACGGUAGAGAUUGAUGGAGAAAGAGUUAAACUCCAGAUCUGGGACACUGCAGGGCAGGAGAGGUUCAGAACCAUCACCUCGACGUAUUACAGAAACACUCACGGUGUCAUCAUUGUUUACGAUGUCACAAACGCUGAAUCGUUUGUCAACGUGAAAAGAUGGUUAAAUGAGAUAUCACAGAACUGUGACAACGUCUGCAAAAUUUUAGUCGGAAACAAGAAUGAUGAUCCUUCUAAAAAGCUUGUGGACACUCAAGAUGCUCAGCGCUUUGUGGAGUCAGUUGGUGUGAGGUUGUUUGAGACGAGUGCUAAAGAGAAUAUCAAUGUAGAGGAGAUGUUCAUGGCUUUCACCCACAUGGUCCUUCGGGCGAAGAAACAGAGCCAGAGUCGAGCAGAAAGAGAGAGGGACAGAGAAAAGGACACUGUCCAUAUAAAUUCCCACAGGGACAGAGAAAGGAGGAAGAAGGGGAAGAAAUGCUGUUAGGAUAUAUAGAAAGAUGGACAAAUCAAACACCUUUGCAACUUUGUUCCUUUGGUUCAAGUUUUCAACUCGGAAAUGUGACUUUUUCAUGAUAACACAGCGCUUAGAUGAAACUAAAAUAAAUAAAAAAUAACUUGCUAUUACGUGACGAACAUCAGCAUUUAUCAAUGAAGUGUUUUUUUUUUUUUUAACAAAAGGGUUAUUGACUGGAUUUACACUAGCAUCAAAUGCCUGGUCCAGGAAGGACACUAUACACAAACUGUCUUAUGUGUUCCACUGUGAUUAGUGAGAGAUGCUUCUUGUCAGAUUAAAAUUGAUGUGAUAUGUAAGUAAUGUAUGCAAAUAAUAAAUUAGCAAUAAAAUAUGAUUUUAAAGAUCGCAAA